Arachis ipaensis is the source of this 2694-nucleotide messenger RNA. RefSeq lists its product as uncharacterized. The record is from RefSeq and is a predicted model, not a curated record. Gene Ontology annotation, biological process: telomere maintenance; DNA repair. Lineage: Eukaryota; Viridiplantae; Streptophyta; Magnoliopsida; Fabales; Fabaceae. Gene Ontology annotation, molecular function: DNA helicase activity.
AUGGCCAGAGCUACACCUAUCAUCAAUUUGUUACGGGAAUGGAAGCGUAUGACAAUAAAACUGCCACAGCUUGCACAACGACUAGAUGUGCAAGAGUGUAAUUUGGUGAUCAGAGAGCGACCUGCUAAUCAACCACAAUACAGUCUCCCAACUGCUUCACAAGUAGCAGCCAUAAUAGUUGGUGAUGACAUUGAAACAAUGAUCCGCCCCAAUGACCACUCAACAGUUUUGCAAGCGGGGCGACUUCUUCAACAAUAUGUUGUUGACAACUAUGUGAAAAUGGAAACAGGCAAGUUAAGAUGGGUUCGACAAAGACAAAAGGAACUUCAAGCUGAACUGUAUCAAGGCUUACAAGAUUAUUUGCACACAGGAGAGAAUAAUGCAGAAAAUGUUGGCAGAAGAAUGAUAUUACCAUCGUCGUUCGUGAGCAGUCGUCGAGACAUGACUCAACGGUACGAGGAUGGAAUGGCUAUUGUUCUUAAAGAAGGAAAGCCGGAUAUCUUUCUAACUAUGACAUGCAAUCCAUCAUGGUCGGAAAUAGCUUUGGAACUCAGUCCUACUCAAACUCCACAGGAUCGUCUGGAUCUAACAACUAGGAUUUUCAGAGCCAAGUUCGAACAAUUAAAGCAUGAUGUUAUUACCAAAGGUGUAUUGGAAAAGGUGAAAAGUUAUAUUUAUGUCACCGAGUUUCAGAAAAGAGGAUUGCCACACGUACAUAUGUUGCUAAUCUUAGAAAAUAAUGGCAAGUUGAGUGAUCCUGACCAAUAUGAUAGUUUGGUCCGAGCAGAAAUACCAUGUAAAGAAACAGAACCACACUUACAUGAGGCAGUGCUAAGGCAUAUGAUCCAUGGUCCUUGCAGAACACUAAAUCAAUCUUCACUAUGCAUGAAGAACGAGAUAUGUAGCAGUAUCAAGAGCAUAAAAUAUCUAUACAAGUAUUGCUAUAAGGGACCAGACCGUGCGGCAAUGGAGGUUCACAGAAGUUCUAAUUAUGAUGAGGUGCAACAGUUUAUUAAUGCAGGAUGGAUUGCCACUCCAGAGGCAUGCUGGAGGAUAUUUCGAUUCAACCUUUACCGAAUGUACCCAUCAGUUGAAAGGUUGCAAGUUCAUUUGCCAAAUCAACAUCAAGUGAGCUUUUAUGAGCACCAAACUAUUUCUAAAAUAGUUAAUAAUGACUAUUUGUCAAGAACAAUGCUCACUGAAUUAUUUGCACUUAAUCAGGCUGAUGACCAACAAUCUAGGCAUCUUUUGUACAGGAAAAUCCCAGAAUGUUACAGUUGGCACAUCAAGGAAAAAGAAUGGCGUCGACGCAGGUCACAAAAGAGAUCUAUCGGUCGGAUCUAUACCGUUUCGCCAACAGAAGGUGAAAAAUUCUACUUGCGUAUUCUGUUGUCAAAUGUAAGAGGCCCAACUGGUUGGGAUGAUUUGCUAACAGUCGAUGGUGUCCAAUAUUCAUCCUUCAAGCAAUCCGCUCAACAUCGAGGACUGUUGGAGAGUGAUAGUAGUAUAAGAUCAUGUUUGGUUGAGGCAUCCAUUUUAAGAAUGCCAUGUGCUUUAAGAAAGUUGUUUGCCACCAUUUUAAUAUUUUGUGAGCCAACAGAUGUAAGAAGUCUAUGGGACGAGUUUCUUUCAUGUAUGGUGGAUGAUUACGCAUCAACAAGCACUACAACCUGCAAUGGGUUGACAAAUCAUUUGCUUAGGGAUUUAAAUGACAUCCUCCUACAGCAUGGAAAACAUAUUGCACAAUACGAUUUAUCAGCUCUAACCUCGGACAACGACAAUGACAACUUCAUGCCUAGAAUUAUUCAAGAAGAAAUGUCCAUCGAAGUUCCUCAAGAAGACCUGUGUUCUAUAGAAAGAUUGAAUCAUGACCAGUCUACAGCUUUCAGGUGUAUUAUGAAUACAGUUGAUCAAAGAGAAAGUGGAGUGUUCUUCAUUGAUGGACCAGGAGGAGUAGGUAAGACAUUUCUUUACAGAGCUAUAAUUGCAGACUUAAGACGUAAAGGGCAUAUUCUCUUGGUAACUGCGUCCUCAGGAAUAGCUGCAACUUUACUGCCUGGUGGUCGAACAUCUCAUUCUAGAUUUAAGAUCCCAAUCAAUGCAGAGCCAUCCUCCACGUGCAAUAUAAGUAAACAAUCUGAUCUCGCAAAACUGAUUAGGCAUACGACAGCGAUAAUUUGGGAUGAAGCGCCAAUGGCUAAUAAAGAGACAAUAGAAUCAUUGGACCGCACAUUGCGAGACAUCUUAGAAAACAAUAAUCCAUUUGGAGGGAAGGUGAUGGUUAUGGGAGGGGAUUUUCGCCAAGUACUACCUGUUGUGCCGAAAGGAAGUAAGUCGCAAAUGAUUUCAGCUUCUAUUGUUAAAUCACAUUUGUGGGCAUUCACCAAAAUUCUCCACUUGCGACAAAAUAUGCGAUCUCUUAAUGAUCGUGAUUUUGCGGAGUAUCUUAUGCGCAUAGGGGAUGGGAUUGAGCCUACCAUAUGUGAAGACUUGGUACAAAUAGAAGCACACAUGGCAAUACCAUGGGAAGGUGAGGCAUCAUUACACAAAUUAAUAGAAGAAACCUUUCCAAAUUUGCAAUCUCAUGGGUGGGAUGCAUCUUAUAUAGUGGAGAGAGCGAUAUUGACACCUAAGAAUCAUGAUGUGCAACAGUUUAAUGAUAUAGUCAUCAACCAAUUUCCUGGAGACGAAUGA